Messenger RNA from Pistacia vera, 1171 nucleotides. RefSeq names its product transcription factor DIVARICATA-like. The coding region runs from base 105 to 797 and encodes 230 amino acids. The transcript has 2 exons. Gene Ontology annotation, molecular function: DNA binding. The record is from RefSeq and is a predicted model, not a curated record. Lineage: Eukaryota; Viridiplantae; Streptophyta; Magnoliopsida; Sapindales; Anacardiaceae.
CACUCUCAAAAUCAAAUCUCCCACCAAACUCAACUCACUUCAAUACCCCAUUUCCCCAUUCAAUUAAUCCAUCAAAAUCCUUUUUCUUUUCCAUUUACUUCCAUAUGUAUCAAGACCCCAACUCCUUUCACUCUUCUUCUCCCUCCACUCCCUGGAACCGCCUUGAGGACAAGCUUUUCGAACAUGCUUUAGUUUUGUACCCCGAUGAAGUUCCCGAUCGCUGGCAAAAGAUCGCCGAUCAAGUUCCCGGGAAGUCUCCUCUCGAUGUCAAGGAACACUAUGAGGUGCUUGUUCAUGACGUCGCUGAGAUUGACUCCGGCCGAGUUGAGUUGCCGUGUUAUUCUGAUGAGUCGCCUGAUUGGGACUCCGCCAGUCAGAUCUCCUUUGGCUCUAAGUCUGUAAAGCAGGGCGAGCCUGAGAGGAAGAAGGGUACUCCCUGGACUGAAGAAGAACACAGGUUAUUUCUGAUUGGAUUGAGUAAAUUUGGAAAGGGUGAUUGGAGGAGUAUUUCAAGGAAUGUAGUGGUGUCAAGAACACCAACUCAGGUGGCUAGUCAUGCUCAGAAGUAUUUCCUUCGCCAGACUUCUGUGAAGAAAGAGCGGAAAAGGGCUAGCAUCCAUGACAUUACAACAGUGGAUACCAAGCCAUUAACGCCUCCUGUUGACCAGAACUGGAAUCCUUCCCCGGGAGUUCCAGGUCACCAACAGCCACCUACAUAUCAACAGUUUCCUCCACCAAACCAGUUUCCCAGUCAAGGAGGCGCAAUGGGGUAUCAAAACUAUGGCUUCCCCAUGUAAAGAUACAUUAGAGGUGCACACAUUGUAUAUAAAGCAAUAGCAUGCUCUUUAACAGUCCAAUUUGUAAAGUCAUGUUCAUGUUCUUUUUAGCUAAUAGGGGAUUAGUAGUAUUGAGAAAGUAAAUCUGACAAUCUAGGUUGCCGCGUUUUGAAGUAUCUGUGGAUAGUAGGGAAACAAAGUGGUGAAGAGUUUAGUUGGAUUAUGUACAAAAACUGAGAUUGAAUUCAAGAGGGAUAGGCAAUUUUUUCUUAGUUCUUUGAUCAUUUUACUAUAUGAGUUGAAAACCUUUCUUGUGUAGAUACUAUAUAUACCCUUUGAUUGAUCUGAAUGUAUUAUUGCUAGUAUUGAGUAUAUAUCAUGUAUAGUUCUUAUUU